This is a messenger RNA of Dissoconium aciculare CBS 342.82, 702 nucleotides long. Its product is annotated as serine/threonine-protein phosphatase PP1. The record is from RefSeq and is a predicted model, not a curated record. Gene Ontology annotation, cellular component: nucleus; cytoplasm. Gene Ontology annotation, molecular function: protein serine/threonine phosphatase activity. NCBI's taxonomy places the organism in Eukaryota, Fungi, Ascomycota, Dothideomycetes, Mycosphaerellales, Dissoconiaceae. The transcript has a single exon. The coding region runs from base 229 to 609 and encodes 126 amino acids.
CAAUCACGAAUGCGCUUCGAUUAACCGUAUCUAUGGUUUCUAUGAUGAGUGCAAGAGGCGCUACAACAUCAAGCUAUGGAAGACAUUCACGGAUUGCUUCAACUGCUUGCCCAUCGCCGCCAUCAUCGACGAGAAGAUCUUCACCAUGCACGGAGGUUUGAGCCCGGAUCUCAACUCGAUGGAGCAGAUUCGUCGCGUGAUGCGCCCUACGGAUGUGAGUGAAAUCGGAUGCCCGCCCAUUCAUUGACCCUAGAAUCUCAUGCUAAUGAUGUACAGAUUCCCGACUGUGGCCUGCUUUGCGAUCUGCUAUGGUCUGAUCCGGACAAGGACAUCACUGGCUGGAGCGAAAACGACCGUGGUGUAUCCUUCACAUUCGGCCCCGACGUUGUGUCGCGAUUCCUGCAAAAACACGACAUGGAUCUAAUCUGCCGUGCGCAUCAAGUCGUGGAAGAUGGUUACGAAUUCUUUUCGAAACGUCAGCUCGUGACCCUCUUUUCUGCACCAAACUACUGCGGUGAAUUCGACAACGCUGGUGCCAUGAUGAGCGUAGACGAGAGUCUGCUGUGCUCCUUCCAGAUUCUCAAGCCCGCCGAGAAGAAACAGAAGUAAGUCAUCUAUGUUCGGGACACAACCUUCUGUCUUGAUGUUGGAGCUUGAAACCUCCGAGCAAACAAACUAGAGUGCAAGCUGACGAGUGCCACA